Messenger RNA from Actinia tenebrosa (Australian red waratah sea anemone), 2365 nucleotides. Its product is annotated as AP-2 complex subunit mu. Gene Ontology annotation, biological process: intracellular protein transport; vesicle-mediated transport. The record is from RefSeq and is a predicted model, not a curated record. Lineage: Eukaryota; Metazoa; Cnidaria; Anthozoa; Actiniaria; Actiniidae. Gene Ontology annotation, cellular component: clathrin adaptor complex.
GUGGGUGUCUGUAACGAAAAUGGCGGCAUGAAAGUCAGCGCAAGAUUACUGCUGUAUUCUGAUUUAGCCGCUUAAUUCGCCUAAAAAUAGCAUUAACUUCAUCUCAAAACCUCGAUAUAGUCUUUGAAUAUUAUCUUUUUUAUUUAGUUACACUUUUUAACAAGUUUCUAUCGAGACAAAGUGUAAAAAUGAUUGGGGGUUUGUUCAUAUACAACCACAAGGGAGAGGUUCUGAUAUCUCGUGUCUAUCGUGAUGACAUUGGACGCAACACAGUAGAUGCUUUCAGAGUUAAUGUCAUCCAUGCUAGAGGUCAAAUCCGUUCCCCUGUAACCAAUAUUGCCAGGAUCAGUUUCUUUCACAUCCGGCAGGGCAAUGUUUGGAUUGCUGCUGUUACCAGACAGAAUGUCAAUGCUGCACUAGUCUUUGAGUUCCUGAACAGGACAGUAGAUAUCAUGAUGUCAUACUUUGGCAAAGUUACAGAAGAAGGGAUCAAGAACAACUUUGUAUUGAUUUAUGAAUUAUUAGAUGAAAUUGCUGAUUAUGGCUACCCCCAGAAAACAGACACAGCCAUUCUGAAGACCUUCAUUACACAACAAGGAGUGAAGACACAGACUCGUGAAGAACAGGCUCAGAUCACUAGUCAAGUAACUGGUCAGAUUGGCUGGAGAAGAGAGAAUAUCAAAUACAGAAGAAAUGAGCUGUUUUUGGAUGUUUUAGAGUCAGUCAAUUUACUCAUGUCACCUCAAGGGCAAGUCCUUAGUGCUCAUGUAUCUGGCCGUGUAGUUAUGAAGAGCUUCUUGUCUGGAAUGCCUGAGUGUAAGUUUGGAAUGAAUGACAAACUUGUGGUUGAAAAGCAGUCCUCAAAGUCUUCAUCAUCAGAUUCUUCUUUGGAUACAACUUUAGGUUCCAAAAAGAAUACAAGUAAGACUGGUAUAGCAAUUGAUGACUGCACUUUCCAUCAGUGUGUGAAACUAAGUAAAUUUGAAACAGAACGCAGCAUCAGUUUCAUACCACCAGAUGGAGAAUUUGAACUUAUGAGAUAUCGUACAACAAAAGACAUUAGCUUGCCAUUCCGCGUGAUACCACUGGUCAGGGAAGUGGGUCGAUCAAGAAUGGAAGUAAAAGUUGUCCUAAAGUCAAACUUCAAGCCUUCCAUUUUAGGACAGAAAAUUGAGGUGAGAAUUCCUACCCCUCCCACUACAGCUGGAGUACAAGUAGUUUGUCUGAAGGGCAAAGCCAAAUACAAGUCAAGUGAAAAUGCUAUUGUCUGGAAGAUUAAGAGAAUGGGUGGUAUGAAGGAGUCACAAAUUAGUGCCGAGAUAGAACUUAUGCCUACCAAGGAUUCAAAGAAAUGGGCACGACCACCAAUCUCUCUAAAUUUUGAGGUACCAUUUGCAUGUUCUGGGCUAAAGGUUCGUUACCUGAAAGUAUUCGAACCCAAAUUGAACUACAGUGACCAUGACACCAUCAAGUGGGUGCGAUACAUCUCCAGAAGCGGCCUCUAUGAAACACGAUGUUAAUGUCUCCAUAUCAUGGUAGAACACCUUAAUGCAGUAUCUAAUCAUCAUUUGUUCUAGUCAGGAUGUGCAUGCCAAAUACCUUAAUGCAGUAUCUAAACAUCAUUUGUUCUAGUCAGGAUGUGCAUGCCAAAAAGCUUUAAACUUCCCUGACAAACUCGUAACAAAGAUUGGUUCCUGAACAUCAAAGGUGCCACCAGUGUACUACUUCCACGAUACGGCGGCCAUCUUGCCAAGGGGCAAAACGAAACAAAGAUGAUGGAAAAUGCAUAGAGUUUCGUAUGUUUAUCUUUCUUUUAUGAGUAAAUGUGAUCGAUAUGAACCCCCUUGAUUCAUUUUUUUAUAUUCGUUUGUGAUGAGCUGUUAAUAACAAUCGGCAUCAUUACUGUAAUAAAGCUUCGUUUGCCUCCUAGACGAUCGACCCAUAAUGCAUUACGAUUGAGGAUGGCUGCCGCGUCGUCGAAGUAGUCCAUUUAGCCACACUAGUAUUCUUGGGGUGCAACCACACGUCUUCUUUAUCCUUGUGAUGCAAGUAACAGUAAAACAGCCGACAUGUUGGUUGAUCUAACGAGAAGCUGAUGAGGGAUGCUUUGUCAUCGCCAACCAACAUGACGGCCAUGUGUCGUUACAUGCAUCCAUGGAAGAGCAAACCCGAAUAGUGCAUCUUUUGUUUGUUUGAUUUCUAGUAUUUUUAUUUAGUGGUCUGAUUAAGUCACUACUCCUUGGGUUGUGAUCUCGUGGGCUUUCUAUGGUAUUUUCAAUGUAAAAAUUAAUCAAAUGUGAUAACCGAGCUAGAAAUAUUGUUACAUUGUUUAAUCUCUGAUUAAAAAAACGCAUCGUUAAUUAGA